Messenger RNA from Venturia canescens, 9292 nucleotides. RefSeq names its product trio Rho guanine nucleotide exchange factor (gene trio). The coding region runs from base 221 to 8977 and encodes 2918 amino acids. The transcript has 34 exons. Gene Ontology annotation, biological process: protein phosphorylation; axon guidance. Gene Ontology annotation, cellular component: plasma membrane; extrinsic component of membrane; cytoplasm. NCBI's taxonomy places the organism in Eukaryota, Metazoa, Arthropoda, Insecta, Hymenoptera, Ichneumonidae. Gene Ontology annotation, molecular function: protein binding; guanyl-nucleotide exchange factor activity; ATP binding. The record is from RefSeq and is a predicted model, not a curated record.
UAGUUUUCUCUAACAUGGCAGGAGAGAAUAUUCUUCUGGCAUUAUUCGCAUGACUUUGCGUCACCAAUGUGGCCGGCAAUAUGAGCCGUGACGGUGUUUUUUCGUGUUUCUCGAGUGCAUCGAAUCGACGCAACACGAAACAGCUUUAUUUUCACAGAACGGAAUACUAGCUCAAACAGGUUUGAAAUUCUACAGUUGAUCUACAAGAAGUGGAAGAAAAAUGGAUGGAACGAGAGCAGCAGAGGUUUUACCUCUGCUACAAGAACGCCUGGCUAUUCUACCGGGUGGAAGGGAUCGUCGAGGUGGACCUGUGCUCGUUUUCCCCACAACAUCCAGGAGAGAACGAGCUAAACCAGAGGACUAUCGUCGACUCUUGCAAUAUCUUCUAGCCAUUCCGAAUGAUGAAGUUAGGGGUCUGCGAUUCACAGUUAUCGUCGAUAUGAGAGGCGCCACUUGGGAUUCGGUUAAACCUAUUCUGAAGGUGUUGCACGAGCACUUUCAUCGAUCGGUUCACGUGGCGUUCAUCAUAAAGCCGGACAACUUUUGGCAGAAACAAAGAACAUCGUUGGCCAAACAGAAGAAAUACAACUUUGAGAUCAACACAAUAAGUCUGGAAGCACUGGCAAAGGUUAUCGAUCCGUCUCAAUUGACGGCCGAUCUCGACGGCUCGCUGCAAUACGAUCAUGCACAAUGGAUUGAGACGAGGCUCGCCGUCGAAGAUUUCACAUGGCAAGCAGCUGAUUUACUCGAUCGACUCGACGAUCUUCAGGAAGAUCUUAGCCGGAACGACUUUGCCGACGACGUAGGCGGAGCCAAACACGGUAUCGAUCUUCAUAACGAGAUGAAGAAGAAGAUAAUGAAAGUACCGGUGGAAGAGGUCGAGGUCGUCGGUCAACGACUACUCCAACGAUUUAAUAACGGAAUGUCAGGUACAGGAGGGGAAGGAGGAAGUAUAGAGAGCGGAGCAUCCGGUGGAGUGGAUUCCGAUGGUCGGGCGUUGGCGGCGUUGGUGAUACAGCAUCUGGAUUCGGUGCAUGCGGCGCAACAGCAUCUUUUACAACUGUGGCAUAUAAAAAAGAUAAAGCUCGAUCAAUGUUUCCAGCUGAGGCUUUUCGAGCAAGAUUGCGAGAAAAUGUUCGACUGGAUAUGUCACAACAGAGAAGUUUUUCUCGCAAAUUACGUUGAGAUCGGACGAUCUUAUCAAUUGGCGAAAAAUUUGCAAGAGGAACAUAAACAUUUCACAAUGAGCUCGAUGAACGUUUACGUGAAUAUCAAUAAAAUUCUAACGAUGGCUGGGAGGCUGCUCGAGACUCAACAUUACGCGGCGGGACACGUGAGAGCUGUCGCUGGACGGCUUGAUCGUGCUUGGAAAGAAUUCGCUGCUGGUCUCGACGAACGAACCGCCGUUCUUGGCCUCAGUGUCGUUUUUCAUCACAAAGCUGAACAAUACGUCGACAGCGUUUCCGGCUGGAGUCAAGCUUGCGAAUCGGCUAAUUUACCCAAUGAAAUUCCCGUUCUCGAAGCUCACAUUCGUCAACAUCAAACUCUCUACGAAGCAAUGUGCCAAGCCUAUACCGAGGUUUACAACGCGUAUCAAGCACUAUUGAGCGGUCUCGGUUCGAUGCUGCAAGUUUGUCAUAGCACAAGCACGACCACCAGCACGAGUUCGGAAGCGUUUCACACCGAUUAUAGUCAGGACGGUCACGGGAUGGACAAUCGCGGCGGUAUGAGUGGUAAUCCGGCCGCUGAUUACAGUGAAGGAGCGUCACACGUGCUUGCUGUUAUACAUCAAAUUUUAGGCCACCACAGAGCACUGGAGGCUCGAUGGCAUGCUCGUAAAGUCAAGUUGCAUCAGCGACUCGCUUUAAGGCUGUUCCAAGAGGACGUGAAACAAGUAUUAGACUGGUUGACCAAUCACGGUGAAGUGUUUAUUCGUAAGAACACCGGAGUUGGUCGAAAUCUUCAAAAAGCGAGAGUUUAUCAAAAGAGUCAUGAGCACUUUGAAAAUGUUGCUCAGAAUACGUAUACGAAUGCGACCAAACUUCUGACAGCAGCCGAAGAACUCGCCCAUACGGGCGAAUGUGCAGCCGACGAAAUUUACGCAGUUGCUCAAGAACUCGAAGCUCACGUUAGCAGUUUUGCUACUCGAGUCGAACAACGACGAAGACGGUUGGAUCUCGCUGUUGUGUUUUAUACACAUGAGAAAGAGCUCAGUGGAUGGGUGGACGAGUUACGUCAAGAGUUACAACAGGAUGAAGUUGCUGAAAGUUUGGAAACGGCCGAAAGGCUUUUGGAUCAAUGUGCUCAGCACAGAUCUUCGUGCCUGGAGGCUUGCGCUUCAACGAUUGCUCAGGGCGAAGCUUUGCUCCAGGAACUGCGAGAUUCCUCAGAUGCUCCGGAUACGACGGGUUCGAUUUCCGCAGUCGAAGCGGCACUCGAUCGACUCGCCGGUCUUCGACAAGAACUCGAAGAACUGUGGGCUACGAGAAAACUUCGACUCGAACUCUGUCUGCGAUUGCGUGUUUUCGAGAGGGAUGCCUUGGAAGCUAGCGGACAACUGGAAAUGUGGGCACAAGAGCUUCAAGGACCUCAGCGAGAAGGCUCACCCGAACAACUUCUCAGAGUUCAUAACGACGGUGUUGCUCAUAUGCAAAAUACUGCCUUUCAAGUAUUACAACAGGGACAAGAAUUAGCUCAGGUAUUGGAACAAGCGGGAGUCUGCAUAAUGGCCGAUGGCCAGCACAGUGCGUCGGCGCGGGUACAAGUGCUUCUCGAAUUUUUGAACGAGCGAGAGAUGGACGCCGAGGACUUGGCGGAGAUGCGGCGUGUUCGCCUCGAACAGGCGGCUCAGUUAGUACAAUUGCAAGGAGACGCGACACACGUGGCCAAUUGGAUACGAAACGGUGAAGCGAUGUUACUCGCCUCCCUGCGGGUUCCGGAACAUCUUGCUGACGCCGAACAGCUUCGUCUCGAGCACGAACAGUUCCAAGUCGCGAUAGAAAAAACUCAUACCUCCGCGGUCCAGGUGAAACACAGAGCAGAUGCCCUCGUGAGCGCAAAUCAUUACGAUCCAAAAAGUAUCCGUGAAGUAGCGGAGGAUGUGACGAAGAGAUGGCAACAGUUAGUGACGUGUGCGGAGGAGAGACACAAACUCGUGACGGCUAGCAUAAAUUUUUAUAAAACUGCGGAGCAAGUGCGCUCUGUUCUUGACAGUUUGGAGCGCGAGUACAGAAGAGACGAGGACUGGUGUUCUUCGGGCGAAAAAGGAACCCAAGUACCAACGCUCGUUGGCAAACAUCAGGAGCAAAAAGAAGCUUUUCUCAAAGCUUGUACCCUCGUUCGGCGCACCGCUGAAACAUUCCUCAAGUAUACGAAUCGAAGUCUACAGUUUUAUAGUUACCAGACGAGCAGCGCUGGAUCGGAAAACAAAGUCAAAAAUAUCCUCGAAGAAUUGAGAAGCAAAGAGAACAAAGUCCUCGAAUUUUGGACCCAGCGUAAAAAACGAUUGGAUCAAUGUCAUCAGUAUGUAUUGUUCGAGCGCAGUGCGAAGCAAGCUUUGGAAUGGAUAAGUCAAACAGGAGAACUUUAUCUUGCGACGCACGUAAACGUUGGAAAAAACAGGCUCGAGAACGAACAGCUUCUCCAGGAGCAUAACGAGUUCAAGGGUGCAGCAAAGGAGACUAGAGAAAGAGUGAAAUUGCUGAUUCAAUUAGCUGAUAAUUUGGUCGAAAAGGGACACGCGCAUGCCGCAGCGAUAAAACAAUCCGUCGCUGAAGUUGACCAACGCUACAAGGACUUCAGUAUGCGAAUGGAUUGUUACAAAACUCAGAUCGAAGAUGAUUUGGGAAUACAAUCCGAUGAUGGACAAAAGGAUCUUUCGAUCGACAGAAAUUCCGAUCCGCUUUUGGAAGAAAAAAUUAAAGGAAAAGAUUUGAAAGAGCUCAACGAAGAAAAACGUCGUUCAGCUCGACGGAAAGAGUUUAUAAUGGCAGAACUUUUGCAAACGGAGAGAACCUACGUUAAGGAUUUGGAAACUUGUAUACGGUGUUUCCUCGAGGAGACUCGAAGCGGUCGUGGCAUUGUACCGACAGGCUUGCACGGCAGGGAAUCAAUAAUAUUCAGCAAUAUGGAAGAAAUCUAUCAGUUUCAUUGUGACAUUUUUCUCCGUGAAUUGGAGAAAUACGAAACAAUGCCCGAGGAUGUUGGCCAUUGUUUCGUAACUUGGGCUGCCAAGUUCGACAUGUACGUGACUUAUUGUAAAAAUAAACCCGAGAGCAAUCAACUUUUGGUUGCACACGGUGGAAGCUGGUUCGAAGAUUUGCAGCGACGACAUCGGGUCGAACAUCCGAUCGCCGCUUACCUCAUUAAACCUGUGCAGAGAAUUACCAAGUAUCAGCUUUUGCUGAAAGAUCUGCAGGCCUGCUGUCAAGAGGGACAGGGUGAAAUCAAAGAUGGUUUGGAAGUAAUGCUAAAUGUGCCUAAAAAAGCAAACGAUGCCUUACAUUUGAGUCUAUUGGAAGGCUGCGACGUCAGGAUAGACACACUGGGUGAUGUAGUGCUGCAAGAUUCGUUCACGGUUUGGGAUCCGAAGCAACUGAUACGUAAAGGCCGUGACCGUCAUAUAUUCCUCUUCGAACUCUACCUCUUAUUUAGCAAAGAAGUCAAAGAUUCGGCCGGCAAGGUCAAAUAUAUUUACAAGAGUCGUUUGAUGACUUCGGAACUCGGUGUGACCGAGCACAUCGAAGGUGAUGAGUGCAAAUUUGCUGUAUGGACAGGAAGAGCACCGACGAGCGACACGAGAGUCGUUCUACGCGCUAAUUCUCUAGAAGCUAAACAACUUUGGGUCAAGAGACUUCGCGAAGUUAUACAGGAGACUUACUUCAGUCUCAGUAUGCCUAAGAGCCCAGCGAAAAAGAGCUCCAGUCAAAGAUCCAGCCGGGAUCUUGAGGAGUGCGCUUCUCUUGAUGACAGCGUCGAAAAUCUCGAUAGAAAUUCACUAGCCUCGUUUGGAUCUACCAACACCACGGAUUCUGACAAGACCGGAGUCGUGGAAAUGACAUGGGUCGUUGCCGAUCACUCUGCAGCACCCGGAACACGCGAACUCACCGUCACCAAAGGACAGCAGGUCGAGGUUUUGGAGAACGGAAGUAGUCACGCCGGAGGAAACGACUGGACUUUGGUCAGAUUGCCUCUGGCACCUGGACAAUCCGAUCCCCCUGCCGAAGGCCUCGUGCCUACCAGCGUCCUUAAACAACCACCAACUACUUCAUGCAAAACGUCCCCGUCCAGAAAAGCACCGUCUUCGCAACCGAAUACUGUAGGAAUUGCUCAACAAUCCGUAACCAGCGCAGAAGAUGCAGAAACUGUAUCUGCCGAAGGAAAUGGAUCCACGAGUACAAGCUCACCUGGCAACAAGAGACGUGGAUUCAGCGGAAGAAAAUGGUUGCCACAACCCCUGCGAAAGCUCAGCCAGGGCAAAGUAGAGAAAUCUACAACCACAACAUCAGUGGAUCGUCCGUUACCGUUACUCAAAAAGACUGGCUCAGACAAGCGUUUCAAGUUGCCGACCGGCGACAAAUCCGGCAGAGCCGUUUCCGAGGGCGAGGAGGAAGAAGAAGUUGACCUCGACGACGCCGAGACUCCGACAUUCCUCGAACAAAACGGAGGAGAAGACGGCGAAGAUGAUUUCGAGCUCCCACCACCGAUGAAACCAAUCACUGAGCCGAUACUCGUCGCGACCGGAAAUGGACCACCGGGCUCUACAAUACCUGACGAAUUACCUGGCAAACGAACUACCGAACGGUCUAUCAAGACACUGGACGGAGCUACGACGGCUGACCUUGCUGAGAUCGAACAAAUAGUCAAGGAAAGAAUGGAACAACACACGGAAAAUCAGGAACGUCACAGCUUAAUGAGGACACCAGCACGAUCAUCGACCGGUGAGGACGGUUACAGCGGAAGUGGCAGCACUUCGAUAACCGAGGAGGUUGAUCCCGAAGCAGCUGCAUUGGCCAAGCGACAAUUCGUCUUGCGAGAGUUGGUCGAGACUGAAAGGGAUUACGUGAAUGAUUUGAGGCAAAUUGUCGAAGGUUAUAUGGCUCACAUGAGGGAUCCGGAGAGCGAUGUUCCGCUGCCCGAAGAUCUCCGAGUCGGCAAGGACAAAAUGGUCUUUGGCAAUCUUGAGGCGAUUUAUGAAUGGCACAGGGAUUUUUUCCUCAAAGCUCUUGAGCGUUGUCUCGAACGACCAGAAGAACUUGGUCCACUGUUCAAGCGAUACGAGAGAAAACUUCACAUGUACGUUGUAUACUGUCAAAACAAACCGGUCUCGGAAUACAUCGUAUCCGAGUAUAUCGACACGUACUUCGAGGAAUUGCGAGUUAAGCUUGGACAUCGACUGCAACUCUGCGAUCUCUUAAUAAAACCAGUCCAAAGGAUUAUGAAAUAUCAGCUGUUACUGCGCGAUGCUCUUCGGCUGACCGAGAGAACUUCGAGACUCUCUGAGAUUGAGGAUCUUAGAGCAGCAGCGCACAUUAUGCGCGUUAUUCCAAAAGCAGCCAACGACAUGAUGGACGUCGGCAGAUUGCAGGGUUUUGACGGAAAAAUAACAGCGCAAGGCAAAUUACUGUUGCACGGACCUUUAUUGGUAAGCGAAUUGUCGAACGUGCAAGCCCGAGGACGGGAAUGGCAGAUCUUUCUCUUUGAACAAAAUAUAAUAUUCAGUGAAGCCGUUGGCAAAAAAACUCAGUUUACCAAUCCUGCCUACAUAUACAAAGCUCAUAUCCAGGUGAAUAAAAUGAGUUUAGAGGAAUGUCCGGAGGACAGCGACAAAUUUAUAAUUCGUUCGACGGAUCCAUUGACACCGGGUGUAGGAUUUUCAUGCAGCGUUAUAGAUGAAAACGGGCCACGUAAGCAAGAGUGGUGCGACACUAUAACGUCAAUAUUACAGACACAGCACGAUUUUCUCAAGGCUAUACAGUCGCCGAUCGCCUACCAAAAGGAACUUACCAAAUACCCACACCGUGGCACGACGCCGGAACCAUCAGUGACUAGAGCAGCGGUAUCGAUACCACCAACCCUAACGGUUACCGGAUCCGCCAAUAAAGAGCGAAGAAACGGACAUUCGCGAAAAAAUCAACCCGUUCAACGCGCUCACACCGGUGGAUUAGAGGGCGAGACACCACGCACGCCGAGCCCGACGAAAAGUAAACUGAAUUUCCUCGAGGGAUUUAGGAACACGUUACGCGCUCGUUCACCAGUUCGCACCAAUUCCAUUCCGGUUGCUCCGGGAGCUCGUGUGAGAUUGGCAGCCGAUUGGGGAAAACUACACGCCGGUGACGAACUCGUGGUUUCCCAUCUCGAUGGACCUGGUCUGGUCGUUUCACCGCUCGAUGCCAAAGAAGAAUUGUGGAUACCAGCGAGUCUCAUUCCAAAUUCUUCCUUCAGUCGAGCUUGGUCGUUCAGGCCAAGAAAAACAGAUUCUGAGAGAAGCAACGUCGCGGCAACAAAAUCACUCGACAAAAAAGGUCCGCCCAAAAUUCUAGGAGGCUCCUCACCGGUCAGGGUCACUGCGGGUGAAAUAGCGAGAUUAUCGGUCGAAGUUAGCAAUGCUGACGGCGCUAUUAUCACGUGGACAAAGGAGGACGAGAAUGAACACGACGUUGAAACCGACGAACGACACCAAAUGCGUCAGAGCACUGGCCUCAUGUAUCUCGAAAUCUCGCGCUGUCGAUUGUCUGAUUCGGGAGUUUAUCGUUGCAGUGUUCAAGCCGAGAAUGGCUCUUGCUCCGCUAAAAUUACCCUCUGCGUUUUAGGAACUGGUGGAUCAACGUGGGCUUAUGUAUUGAGCACGACGAAAGUGAAGGUUGAUUGGGAGCAGCGUGAGUUUGAUGUCUGCGACGUCGAAUGUAGAACGAUACCUUCGUCGAUGUGGUUACCAAUAUUGGAAAAUGUGCGAAAUCCACCGGCAAUAAUUGAGCUGUCGUCAGGCGCGUCGUACAGUUUUCGAGCUGUUGGUAAAAACGGAAAUGUGACAUCACCUUCGGCGGUUGUGACUUUACCCGUUGACGAGAGCAUCAGUUGGGAAGCGGAACAAUUCAUCGGUCGAUAUUUGGAACUUGACGAACUUGGUAAAGGACGAUAUGCGAUUGUAAGAAGAGCGAGGGACCGGGGAACCGGCCAAGAAGUUGCACUCAAACAAACCCCUCGUCAUAAGCAGUCGAGGACACUCACGCGCGCCGAAUACGAUUUGUUGGCUUCCACUCAUCAUGGCAACAUUGUCAGAGCUUUCGCUCUUUUCGAGAAUGCUCCACAACCUGGAGUUGACACUAUUGUACUGGAAUUAGUCCGAGGCCCUACGCUCUUCGUGUACCUAAGCAAAAAGACUGAUUACACAGAAUCGAUGGCGAGUAAAUACGCGAAUCAAUUGUUAUCUGCCUUGCAAUGGCUCCAUCAGAGAAAUAAAUGUCACUUGGAUGUUAAGCCAGAAAAUGUACUGGUAGAUCAAGACACUGGUAUUGUGAAACUCGUCGAUUUGGGGGAAGCCGUCAGAAGACCGGUGGACGAAGUCGUUCCACCGGCAGACUUGGAGUUCGCAGCUCCGGAACUGGUGCUUGGGAGACCCACAGGAUCUUACACGGAUAUGUGGGCUGCUGGUGUAUUUAUUUAUGUACUUUUGAGCGGCUUGUCACCAUUUCUUGACGACUCGGUUGAAGAAACUACUGCCAAUAUAUUAAAAUGUGAUUUCUGUUUUCCCGACGAAUAUUUUGAGACUAUAUCAAAUGAUGCCAAGAAUCUACUCAGCCGACUGCUGUGCCUGAGAGGAGAGGAGCGCGGUGAUGCGGGAACUGCUUUGAAUUCUCCGUGGUUUACGGUAACGAAAGGUGCUACAAUACCCGCAAAACGUAUGGCAGCGUUCACCGAUCGACGAGCUCACUGUUCGAAACCCCAUCAAGAUCACAACGACAGUUUUUACUCGUAAUAUUGAGCAUUACUUAUGUUAUUAUUUCAAUUAUCAUUAUAAUCAUCAUCAUCAUCAUCAUCAUCAUCAUUAUACAAAAAAGAAAACUUAACUUGUCAUAAGGAUUUUCAAGAAACCGAUUACCUUCGAGCUCGUAUGUAAAUAAGAUGUAUUUAAAUUUAUACUGUGCAACGAAACGCAUCUUCAUUAAGUGACUUUAGUUAAGUGAACAUGAAAUACUUGGCGAGAUUUUUUGUACUUAUCCGAUAUUUAGAAAUGACAUGUACAUAUUUUUGUAUGAAAUGUUGCUAUUAAUAGUUCUUUGAUGAAAAACUA